AUGAGAGAUGAUAAAGAGAUGAACGUACAAAUCAACGAAUUUCAAAAAUUGUUAGAAGACUUGAAGGCCGAAGGGAUGUCUUUACCAAAGAAGUUUGCUGCUGGAGUGCUAAUUGAGAAGUUGUCUGACUCAUGGAGUGACUACAAAAAUAACUUAAAGCACAAACAAAAAAAUUUCACCAUUGAGGAAAUUGUGACCCACAUCCUAAUUGAAGAUUCCAACAGAAAAGAAUCUGCCAAAGCUAGGAUGACAGCUCUUAAAGCAAACUUAGUGCAAAGCAGCAACAACAACCGCAAAAGGUACAGAGCAGGAAAUGACAAAGGAAAAACUGAUACUCCUAAGGCUAACUUAGCCGAAGGAGGUGAUAUUAUUGCAGCUGUCAUUUCUCAAGUAAAUAUUGUAGCACAUGCAAAAGAAUGGGUGAUAGACUCUGGGGCUACUCGGCACAUUUGUGCAAAUCGAGAAUCAUUUUCCUCUUAUACUCCUGUAGAGGAUGAUAGAGAAGAGGUCUACCUUGGAGACUCAAGUACUACCAAAGUCUUGGGUAUGGGUAAAGUUCUCCUGAAACUCACUUCGGGAAAAACUUUAGCCCUUGUUGAUGCACUGCAUGUUCCUACUAUGAGGGCAAACUUGAUCUCUGUAUCCUUAUUGGGAAGAGCCAGAGUGAAAGUGUCAUUUGAAUCUGAUAAGAUCAUAAUAACCAAAAAUAAUGUGUUUGUGGGAAAGGGCUAUUCUUCAAUCCGUAAGCUUUUUAUCCACCUAAUGGAUGUGAAAACUUCUUUUCUAAAUGGUGAUUUAGAAGAAGAGAUUUAUAUGGCUCAACCUGAAGGUUGUGUCAUUCCUGGACAAAGUUUGUAA
This is a messenger RNA of Nicotiana attenuata, 858 nucleotides long. RefSeq lists its product as uncharacterized. The record is from RefSeq and is a predicted model, not a curated record. The coding region runs from base 1 to 858 and encodes 285 amino acids. NCBI's taxonomy places the organism in Eukaryota, Viridiplantae, Streptophyta, Magnoliopsida, Solanales, Solanaceae. The transcript has 3 exons.